Molecule: messenger RNA, 1989 nt
Organism: Notolabrus celidotus (New Zealand spotty)
Lineage: Eukaryota; Metazoa; Chordata; Actinopteri; Labriformes; Labridae
Product: C-C chemokine receptor type 8
Exons: 5
Coding region: 275-1285 (336 amino acids)
Biological process (GO): G protein-coupled receptor signaling pathway; chemotaxis; immune response
Cellular component (GO): membrane
Molecular function (GO): chemokine receptor activity
Source: RefSeq, a predicted model, not a curated record
CAGAAAACUGCACUGACACCUCUGUGCAGGUCUAACUCAAUGCAGGAAACAACAAAACUCAGAGUUCACUCACUUACAAGAAAUGAGCACUGCUGCAGGAUUUGACACAAAAAGUGAGCAUUGCAAGUUGACAGGAUGACAUGCAACACAAGAACACUGAUACACAAGACAAUGAGGAUCUGAUUUGAAAGAAGAGACAGGUUUAUUCCAACAUCUGGAGAAAUUUCCUCAACAUCACAAGAAAAAAGCCCAGGUAUCAUACAUUUUAAACAGUAUGAACUUGUCGGAUAACGAGUCAGAAUAUAACUACGAUUAUAUUAAUUCCACCUGUGACCAGGAUGCCAGGAUACAGUUUCAGGAUAGAGCCAGGCUGGUUCUCUGCUACGUGCUGUUUUGUCUCGGUCUGCUUGGCAACAGCACAGUUAUCUGGGUCCUCCUGCGGUACAUAAAGCUGAAGAGUAUGACAGAUGUGUACCUCCUCUGCCUCUCCCUAUCUGACCUCAUACUGGCUCUAUCUCUGCCACUCUGGGCCCACAAUUCCCACAACACUGCAUCAUGCAAGCUGAUGACAGGAAUUUAUCAGCUGGGUUUCUACAGUGGGACGUUGUUUGUGACCCUGAUGAGUGUUGAUCGAUACCUAGCCAUCGUCCACGCAGUUACAGCCAUGCGUGCCCGGACCCUUCGCUAUGGAAUCAUUGCCAGCCUCACUAUCUGGAUUAUAUCUGUGACCAUGGCAGUCCCUCAGGUGGUGUUUGCAUCUCUGGACAACGAUGACGGCUGGUGCCAGCCAAUCUACCCAGAUGACUCGUGGUUUUUCUGGAACAUGCAAAGAAACUUUAGUGAGAACACACUUGGCCUCUUUGUGUGCCUCCCCAUAAUCGUCUUCUGCUAUGUGAAAAUUCUCCUGGUGGUGUCCAAGACCAGGAACUCCAAAAAAGACAAAGCUGUGAAACUGAUAUUAAUCAUAGUGUGUCUGUUUGUGCUGUGCUGGGUCCCCUACAACAUCACAAUCUUCCUUCAAACAUUGCAGGUGCUGAAUGUCCUAAACAACUGUGAGGCCUUCAAAGCUAUCAACAGCACCAUGAGCUUUGCUGAGAUCAUUGCACUGAGUCACUGCUGUGUUAACCCAGUCAUCUAUGCGUUUGUCGGGGAGAAAUUUAGAAAGUCCCUGAGCCGUGUGUUAACCAGGUGCCUAGGCAUGGGUCACCAGAGAGGAGGGACUACCAUCCUCAAAGACACCACAGAUAAAGAGACUUCCAACACACCUGUUAGAUCAGAGUAUUAGCAAUGAUGAUACCUGGCUUUCUUACUAAUCAUUCGGCUGUGUUAAAUACUUGACUGUGAUUGGUCAGAACCCCUUGACAAGGGUUGUUAACUCUAACCAACAAAGCAAGCAGAUCACACACAUCAUAUCAACCCACAGAAAUGAGUACAGGCACAUUUUGCUUCUGCUUGUUGGCACUGAGGCAAAAUUGUUAGCAUGCUAAAUUGGUGAGCUAAACAACAUGGAUAUUUUUUGGAUCCUUUCCAAAAUCUAGGCAACCACAGCAGAGCUAGGCAGUGCAUGACGAAGUUCCCAACAAAUACAAAGAAACUUAAACCACAAGCGGUCGUGAUAACAGGAACAGUGUUAAAAGAAGAAUGUUUUUCCUCAUUCAUGUUUUAAAAGCCUUUCAACUGCAAAGCUGAGAGCUGAAUGAGGACGGAAAUGUCAAUGCCAAAAUACUUUCAGAAGUCCCUUCAUCUUGUCUAACUUAACUGUCAGUGGAAACAUGCAGUUUAAUGUGAAUAACAACUAAUACGCUGAUGCUUGACUGUGACUUAACUGUAAUUUGAAAUGCUUACUUAAUAUUAAAUCCACUCACAACAGGAAGAUAUGAAUCUGUUGCAAUACAGGCAAUACCCACUGUGGAAUCAGAGGGAUCUUUUAUUUUUCUAAAGCUGUGUACAUAAAACAUAUUUGAAUCAAUAAAAUCUUCUUUUAUUCAA